This is a messenger RNA of Closterium sp. Naga37s-1, 20874 nucleotides long. Lineage: Eukaryota; Viridiplantae; Streptophyta; Zygnematophyceae; Desmidiales; Closteriaceae. The record is from the annotation of a GenBank genome assembly.
AUUGUGGCGGGAGAGAGUGUGGCGGGAGAGAUUGUGGCGGGAGAGAUUGUGGCGGGAGAGAGUGUGGCGGGAGAGAUUGUGGCGGGAGAGAGUGUGGCGGGAGAGAUUGUGGCGGGAGAGAUUGUGGCGGGAGAGAGUGUGGCGGGAGAGAUUGUGGCGGGAGAGAGUGUGGCGGGAGAGAUUGUGGCGGGAGAGAUUGUGGCGGGAGAGAGUGUGGCGGGAGAGAUUGUGGCGGGAGAGAUUGUGGCGGGAGAGAUUGUGGCGGGAGAGAUUGUGGCGGGAGAGAUUGUGGCGGGAGAGAUUGUGGCGGGAGAGAUUGUGGCGGGAGAGAUUGUGGCGGGAGAGAUUGUGGCGGGAGAGAGUGUGGCGGGAGAGAUUGUGGCGGGAGAGAGUGUGGCGGGAGAGAUUGUGGCGGGAGAGAGUGUGGCGGGAGAGAGUGUGGCGGGAGAGAGUGUGGCGGGAGAGAGUGUGGCGGGAGAGAGUGUGGCGGGAGAGAGUGUGGCGGGAGAGAGUGUGGCGGGAGAGAGUGUGGCGGGAGAGAGUGUGGCGGGAGAGAGUGUGGCGGGAGAGAGUGUGGCGGGAGAGAGUGUGGCGGGAGAGAGUGUGGCGGGAGAGAGUGUGGCGGGAGAGAGUGUGGCGGGAGAGAGUGUGGCGGGAGAGAGUGUGGCGGGAGAGAGUGUGGCGGGAGAGAGUGUGGCGGGAGAGAGUGUCGCGGGAGAGAUUGUGGCGGGAGAGAGUGUGGCGGGAGAGAGUGUGGCGGGAGAGAGUGUGGCGGGAGAGAUUGUGGCGGGAGAGAGUGUGGCGGGAGAGAGUGUGGCGGGAGAGAGUGUGGCGGGAGAGAGUGUGGCGGGAGAGAGUGUGGCGGGAGAGAGUGUGGCGGGAGAGAGUGUGGCGGGAGAGAGUGUGGCGGGAGAGAGUGUGGCGGGAGAGAGUGUGGCGGGAGAGAGUGUGGCGGGAGAGAGUGUGGCGGGAGAGAUUGUGGCGGGAGAGAGUGUGGCGGGAGAGAGUGUGGCGGGAGAGAGUGUGGCGGGAGAGAUUGUGGCGGGAGAGAGUGUGGCGGGAGAGAUUGUAGCGGGAGAGAUUGUGGCGGGAGAGAGUGUGGCGGGAGAGAUUGUGGCGGGAGAGAGUGUGGCGGGAGAGAUUGUGGCGGGAGAGAUUGUGGCGGGAGAGAGUGUGGCGGGAGAGAUUGUGGCGGGAGAGAGUGUGGCGGGAGAGAUUGUGGCGGGAGAGAUUGUGGCGGGAGAGAGUGUGGCGGGAGAGAUUGUGGCGGGAGAGAUUGUGGCGGGAGAGAUUGUGGCGGGAGAGAUUGUGGCGGGAGAGAUUGUGGCGGGAGAGAUUGUGGCGGGAGAGAUUGUGGCGGGAGAGAUUGUGGCGGGAGAGAUUGUGGCGGGAGAGAGUGUGGCGGGAGAGAUUGUGGCGGGAGAGAGUGUGGCGGGAGAGAUUGUGGCGGGAGAGAUUGUGGCGGGAGAGAGUGUGGCGGGAGAGAUUGUGGCGGGAGAGAGUGUGGCGGGAGAGAGUGUGGCGGGAGAGAGUGUGGCGGGAGAGAGUGUGGCGGGAGAGAGUGUGGCGGGAGAGAGUGUGGCGGGAGAGAGUGUGGCGGGAGAGAGUGUGGCGGGAGAGAAGAUUGUGGCGGGAGAGAGUGUGGCGGGAGAGAGUGUGGCGGGAGAGAGUGUGGCGGGAGAGAGUGUGGCGGGAGAGAGUGUCGCGGGAGAGAUUGUGGCGGGAGAGAGUGUGGCGGGAGAGAGUGUGGCGGGAGAGAGUGUGGCGGGAGAGAUUGUGGCGGGAGAGAGUGUGGCGGGAGAGAGUGUGGCGGGAGAGAGUGUGGCGGGAGAGAUUGUGGCGGGAGAGAGUGUGGCGGGAGAGAGUGUGGCGGGAGAGAGUGUGGCGGGAGAGAGUGUGGCGGGAGAGAUUGUGGCGGGAGAGAUUGUGGCGGGAGAGAUUGUGGCGGGAGAGAUUGUGGCGGGAGAGAUUGUGGCGGGAGAGAUUGUGGCGGGAGAGAUUGUGGCGGGAGAGAUUGUGGCGGGAGAGAUUGUGGCGGGAGAGAGUGUGGCGGGAGAGAUUGUGGCGGGAGAGAGUGUGGCGGGAGAGAUUGUGGCGGGAGAGAUUGUGGCGGGAGAGAGUGUGGCGGGAGAGAUUGUGGCGGGAGAGAGUGUGGCGGGAGAGAGUGUGGCGGGAGAGAGUGUGGCGGGAGAGAGUGUGGCGGGAGAGAGUGUGGCGGGAGAGAGUGUGGCGGGAGAGAGUGUGGCGGGAGAGAGUGUGGCGGGAGAGAGUGUGGCGGGAGAGAGUGUGGCGGGAGAGAGUGUGGCGGGAGAGAUUGUGGCGGGAGAGAGUGUGGCGGGAGAGAGUGUGGCGGGAGAGAGUGUGGCGGGAGAGAGUGUGGCGGGAGAGAGUGUCGCGGGAGAGAUUGUGGCGGGAGAGAGUGUGGCGGGAGAGAGUGUGGCGGGAGAGAGUGUGGCGGGAGAGAUUGUGGCGGGAGAGAGUGUGGCGGGAGAGAGUGUGGCGGGAGAGAGUGUGGCGGUUGAGAGUGUGGCGGGAGAGAGUGUGGCGGGAGAGAGUGUGGCGGGAGAGAGUGUGGCGGGAGAGAGUGUGGCGGGAGAGAGUGUGGCGGGAGAGAUUGUGGCGGGAGAGAGUGUGGCGGGAGAGAGUGUGGCGGGAGAGAGUGUGGCGGGAGAGAGUGUGGCGGGAGAGAGUGUGGCGGGAGAGAUUGUGGCGGGAGAGAGUGUGGCGGGAGAGAGUGUGGCGGGAGAGAUUGUGGCGGGAGAGAGUGUGGCGGGAGAGAGUGUGGCGGGAGAGAGUGUGGCGGGAGAGAGUGUGGCGGGAGAGAGUGUGGCGGGAGAGAUUUUGGCGGGAGAGAGUGUGGCGGGAGAGAGUGUGGCGGGAGAGAGUGUGGCGGGAGAGAGUGUGGCGGGAGAGAGUGUGGCGGGAGAGAUUGUGGCGGGAGAGAGUGUGGCGGGAGAGAGUGUGGCGGGAGAGAGUGUGGCGGGAGAGAGUGUGGCGGGAGAGAGUGUGGCGGGAGAGAUUGUGGCGGGAGAGAGUGUGGCGGGAGAGAGUGUGGCGGGAGAGAGUGUGGCGGGAGAGAGUGUGGCGGGAGAGAGUGUGGCGGGAGAGAUUGUGGCGGGAGAGAGUGUGGCGGGAGAGAGUGUGGCGGGAGAGAGUGUGGCGGGAGAGAUUGUGGCGGGAGAGAUUGUGGCGGGAGAGAGUGUGGCGGGAGAGAGUGUGGCGGGAGAGAGUGUGGCGGGAGAGAUUGUGGCGGGAGAGAGUGUGGCGGGAGAGAGUGUGGCGGGAGAGAGUGUGGCGGGAGAGAUUGUGGCGGGAGAGAGUGUGGCGGGAGAGAUUGUGGCGGGAGAGAUUGUGGCGGGAGAGAGUGUGGCGGGAGAGAUUGUGGCGGGAGAGAGUGUGGCGGGAGAGAGUGUGGCGGGAGAGAGUGUGGCGGGAGAGAGUGUGGCGGGAGAGAGUGUGGCGGGAGAGAGUGUGGCGGGAGAGAGUGUGGCGGGAGAGAGUGUGGCGGGAGAGAGUGUGGCGGGAGAGAGUGUGGCGGGAGAGAGUGUGGCGGGAGAGAUUGUGGCGGGAGAGAGUGUGGCGGGAGAGAGUGUGGCGGGAGAGAGUGUGGCGGUUGAGAGUGUGGCGGGAGAGAGUGUGGCGGGAGAGAGUGUGGCGGGAGAGAGUGUGGCGGGAGAGAGUGUGGCGGGAGAGAGUGUGGCGGGAGAGAUUGUGGCGGGAGAGAGUGUGGCGGGAGAGAGUGUGGCGGGAGAGAGUGUGGCGGGAGAGAGUGUGGCGGGAGAGAGUGUGGCGGGAGAGAGUGUGGCGGGAGAGAGUGUGGCGGGAGAGAGUGUGGCGGGAGAGAUUGUGGCGGGAGAGAGUGUGGCGGGAGAGAGUGUGGCGGGAGAGAGUGUGGCGGGAGAGAGUGUGGCGGGAGAGAGUGUGGCGGGAGAGAUUUUGGCGGGAGAGAGUGUGGCGGGAGAGAGUGUGGCGGGAGAGAGUGUGGCGGGAGAGAGUGUGGCGGGAGAGAGUGUGGCGGGAGAGAUUGUGGCGGGAGAGAGUGUGGCGGGAGAGAGUGUGGCGGGAGAGAGUGUGGCGGGAGAGAGUGUGGCGGGAGAGAGUGUGGCGGGAGAGAUUGUGGCGGGAGAGAGUGUGGCGGGAGAGAGUGUGGCGGGAGAGAGUGUGGCGGGAGAGAGUGUGGCGGGAGAGAGUGUGGCGGGAGAGAUUGUGGCGGGAGAGAGUGUGGCGGGAGAGAGUGUGGCGGGAGAGAGUGUGGCGGGAGAGAUUGUCGCGGGAGAGAUUGUGGCGGGAGAGAGUGUGGCGGGAGAGAGUGUGGCGGGAGAGAGUGUGGCGGGAGAGAUUGUGGCGGGAGAGAGUGUGGCGGGAGAGAGUGUGGCGGGAGAGAUUGUGGCGGGAGAGAGUGUGGCGGGAGAGAGUGUGGCGGGAGAGAGUGUGGCGGGAGAGAGUGUGGCGGGAGAGAGUGUGGCGGGAGAGAGUGUGGCGGGAGAGAUUGUGGCGGGAGAGAGUGUGGCGGGAGAGAGUGUGGCGGGAGAGAGUGUGGCGGGAGAGAGUGUGGCGGGAGAGAGUGUGGCGGGAGAGAUUGUGGCGGGAGAGAGUGUGGCGGGAGAGAGUGUGGCGGGAGAGAGUGUGGCGGGAGAGAGUGUGGCGGGAGAGAUUGUGGCGGGAGAGAGUGUGGCGGGAGAGAGUGUGGCGGGAGAGAGUGUGGCGGGAGAGAUUGUGGCGGGAGAGAUUGUGGCGGGAGAGAGUGUGGCGGGAGAGAGUGUGGCGGGAGAGAGUGUGGCGGGAGAGAUUGUGGCGGGAGAGAGUGUGGCGGGAGAGAGUGUGGCGGGAGAGAGUGUGGCGGGAGAGAUUGUGGCGGGAGAGAGUGUGGCGGGAGAGAUUGUGGCGGGAGAGAUUGUGGCGGGAGAGAGUGUGGCGGGAGAGAUUGUGGCGGGAGAGAGUGUGGCGGGAGAGAGUGUGGCGGGAGAGAGUGUGGCGGGAGAGAGUGUGGCGGGAGAGAGUGUGGCGGGAGAGAGUGUGGCGGGAGAGAGUGUGGCGGGAGAGAGUGUGGCGGGAGAGAGUGUGGCGGGAGAGAGUGUGGCGGGAGAGAGUGUGGCGGGAGAGAUUGUGGCGGGAGAGAGUGUGGCGGGAGAGAGUGUGGCGGGAGAGAGUGUGGCGGUUGAGAGUGUGGCGGGAGAGAGUGUGGCGGGAGAGAGUGUGGCGGGAGAGAGUGUGGCGGGAGAGAGUGUGGCGGGAGAGAGUGUGGCGGGAGAGAUUGUGGCGGGAGAGAGUGUGGCGGGAGAGAGUGUGGCGGGAGAGAGUGUGGCGGGAGAGAGUGUGGCGGGAGAGAGUGUGGCGGGAGAGAUUGUGGCGGGAGAGAGUGUGGCGGGAGAGAGUGUGGCGGGAGAGAUUGUGGCGGGAGAGAGUGUGGCGGGAGAGAGUGUGGCGGGAGAGAGUGUGGCGGGAGAGAGUGUGGCGGGAGAGAGUGUGGCGGGAGAGAGUGUGGCGGGAGAGAGUGUGGCGGGAGAGAGUGUGGCGGGAGAGAGUGUGGCGGGAGAGAGUGUGGCGGGAGAGAGUGUGGCGGGAGAGAGUGUGGCGGGAGAGAGUGUGGCGGGAGAGAGUGUGGCGGGAGAGAGUGUGGCGGGAGAGAGUGUGGCGGGAGAGAGUGUGGCGGGAGAGAGUGUGGCGGGAGAGAUUGUGGCGGGAGAGAGUGUGGCGGGAGAGAGUGUGGCGGGAGAGAGUGUGGCGGGAGAGAGUGUGGCGGGAGAGAGUGUGGCGGGAGAGAUUGUGGCGGGAGAGAGUGUGGCGGGAGAGAGUGUGGCGGGAGAGAGUGUGGCGGGAGAGAUUGUCGCGGGAGAGAUUGUGGCGGGAGAGAGUGUGGCGGGAGAGAGUGUGGCGGGAGAGAGUGUGGCGGGAGAGAUUGUGGCGGGAGAGAGUGUGGCGGGAGAGAGUGUGGCGGGAGAGAUUGUGGCGGGAGAGAGUGUGGCGGGAGAGAGUGUGGCGGGAGAGAGUGUGGCGGGAGAGAGUGUGGCGGGAGAGAGUGUGGCGGGAGAGAGUGUGGCGGGAGAGAUUGUGGCGGGAGAGAGUGUGGCGGGAGAGAGUGUGGCGGGAGAGAGUGUGGCGGGAGAGAGUGUGGCGGGAGAGAGUGUGGCGGGAGAGAGUGUGGCGGGAGAGAGUGUGGCGGGAGAGAGUGUGGCGGGAGAGAGUGUGGCGGGAGAGAUUGUGGCGGGAGAGAGUGUGGCGGGAGAGAUUGUGGCGGGAGAGAGUGUGGCGGGAGAGAUUGUGGCGGGAGAGAGUGUGGCGGGAGAGAGUGUGGCGGGAGAGACUGUGGCGGGAGAGAGUGUGGCGGGAGAGAGUGUGGCGGGAGAGAUUGUGGCGGGAGAGAGUGUGGCGGGAGAGAUUGUGGCGGGAGAGAUUGUGGCGGGAGAGAGUGUGGCGGGAGAGAGUGUGGCGGGAGAGAGUGUGGCGGGAGAGAUUGUGGCGGGAGAGAGUGUGGCGGGAGAGAGUGUGGCGGGAGAGAGUGUGGCGGGAGAGAUUGUGGCGGGAGAGAGUGUGGCGGGAGAGAUUGUGGCGGGAGAGAUUGUGGCGGGAGAGAGUGUGGCGGGAGAGAUUGUGGCGGGAGAGAGUGUGGCGGGAGAGAGUGUGGCGGGAGAGAGUGUGGCGGGAGAGAGUGUGGCGGGAGAGAGUGUGGCGGGAGAGAGUGUGGCGGGAGAGAGUGUGGCGGGAGAGAGUGUGGCGGGAGAGAUUGUGGCGGGAGAGAGUGUGGCGGGAGAGAGUGUGGCGGGAGAGAGUGUGGCGGGAGAGAGUGUGGCGGGAGAGAGUGUGGCGGGAGAGAUUGUGGCGGGAGAGAGUGUGGCGGGAGAGAGUGUGGCGGGAGAGAGUGUGGCGGGAGAGAGUGUGGCGGGAGAGAGUGUGGCGGGAGAGAUUGUGGCGGGAGAGAGUGUGGCGGGAGAGAGUGUGGCGGGAGAGAGUGUGGCGGGAGAGAGUGUGGCGGGAGAGAUUGUGGCGGGAGAGAUUGUGGCGGGAGAGAGUGUGGCGGGAGAGAGUGUGGCGGGAGAGAGUGUGGCGGGAGAGAUUGUGGCGGGAGAGAGUGUGGCGGGAGAGAGUGUGGCGGGAGAGAGUGUGGCGGGAGAGAUUGUGGCGGGAGAGAGUGUGGCGGGAGAGAUUGUGGCGGGAGAGAUUGUGGCGGGAGAGAGUGUGGCGGGAGAGAUUGUGGCGGGAGAGAGUGUGGCGGGAGAGAGUGUGGCGGGAGAGAGUGUGGCGGGAGAGAGUGUGGCGGGAGAGAGUGUGGCGGGAGAGAGUGUGGCGGGAGAGAGUGUGGCGGGAGAGAGUGUGGCGGGAGAGAGUGUGGCGGGAGAGAGUGUGGCGGGAGAGAGUGUGGCGGGAGAGAGUGUGGCGGGAGAGAAGAGUGUGGCGGGAGAGAGUGUGGCGGGAGAGAGUGUGGCGGGAGAGAGUGUGGCGGGAGAGAUUGUGGCGGGAGAGAGUGUGGCGGGAGAGAGUGUGGCGGGAGAGAGUGUGGCGGGAGAGAGUGUGGCGGGAGAGAGUGUGGCGGGAGAGAUUGUGGCGGGAGAGAGUGUGGCGGGAGAGAGUGUGGCGGGAGAGAUUGUGGCGGGAGAGAGUGUGGCGGGAGAGAGUGUGGCGGGAGAGAGUGUGGCGGGAGAGAGUGUGGCGGGAGAGAGUGCGGCGGGAGAGAUUUUGGCGGGAGAGAGUGUGGCGGGAGAGAGUGUGGCGGGAGAGAGUGUGGCGGGAGAGAGUGUGGCGGGAGAGAGUGUGGCGGGAGAGAUUGUGGCGGGAGAGAGUGUGGCGGGAGAGAGUGUGGCGGGAGAGAGUGUGGCGGGAGAGAGUGUGGCGGGAGAGAGUGUGGCGGGAGAGAUUGUGGCGGGAGAGAGUGUGGCGGGAGAGAGUGUGGCGGGAGAGAGUGUGGCGGGAGAGAGUGUGGCGGGAGAGAGUGUGGCGGGAGAGAUUGUGGCGGGAGAGAGUGUGGCGGGAGAGAGUGUGGCGGGAGAGAGUGUGGCGGGAGAGAUUGUCGCGGGAGAGAUUGUGGCGGGAGAGAGUGUGGCGGGAGAGAGUGUGGCGGGAGAGAGUGUGGCGGGAGAGAUUGUGGCGGGAGAGAGUGUGGCGGGAGAGAGUGUGGCGGGAGAGAUUGUGGCGGGAGAGAGUGUGGCGGGAGAGAGUGUGGCGGGAGAGAGUGUGGCGGGAGAGAGUGUGGCGGGAGAGAGUGUGGCGGGAGAGAGUGUGGCGGGAGAGAUUGUGGCGGGAGAGAGUGUGGCGGGAGAGAGUGUGGCGGGAGAGAGUGUGGCGGGAGAGAGUGUGGCGGGAGAGAGUGUGGCGGGAGAGAUUGUGGCGGGAGAGAGUGUGGCGGGAGAGAGUGUGGCGGGAGAGAGUGUGGCGGGAGAGAUUGUGGCGGGAGAGAGUGUGGCGGGAGAGAUUGUGGCGGGAGAGAGUGUGGCGGGAGAGAUUGUGGCGGGAGAGAGUGUGGCGGGAGAGAGUGUGGCGGGAGAGACUGUGGCGGGAGAGAGUGUGGCGGGAGAGAGUGUGGCGGGAGAGAUUGUGGCGGGAGAGAGUGUGGCGGGAGAGAUUGUGGCGGGAGAGAGUGUGGCGGGAGAGAUUGUGGCGGGAGAGAUUGUGGCGGGAGAGAUUGUGGCGGGAGAGAUUGUGGCGGGAGAGAGUGUGGCGGGAGAGAGUGUGGCGGGAGAGAGUGUGGCGGGAGAGAGUGUGGCGGGAGAGAGUGUGGCGGGAGAGAGUGUGGCGGGAGAGAUUGUGGCGGGAGAGAGUGUGGCGGGAGAGAGUGUGGCGGGAGAGAGUGUGGCGGGAGAGAGUGUGGCGGGAGAGAGUGUGGCGGGAGAGAUUGUGGCGGGAGAGAGUGUGGCGGGAGAGAGUGUGGCGGGAGAGAGUGUGGCGGGAGAGAUUGUGGCGGGAGAGAUUGUGGCGGGAGAGAGUGUGGCGGGAGAGAUUGUGGCGGGAGAGAGUGUGGCGGGAGAGAUUGUGGCGGGAGAGAUUGUGGCGGGAGAGAGUGUGGCGGGAGAGAUUGUGGCGGGAGAGAGUGUGGCGGGAGAGAUUGUGGCGGGAGAGAUUGUGGCGGGAGAGAGUGUGGCGGGAGAGAUUGUGGCGGGAGAGAGUGUGGCGGGAGAGAUUGUGGCGGGAGAGAUUGUGGCGGGAGAGAGUGUGGCGGGAGAGAUUGUGGCGGGAGAGAGUGUGGCGGGAGAGAUUGUGGCGGGAGAGAUUGUGGCGGGAGAGAGUGUGGCGGGAGAGAUUGUGGCGGGAGAGAGUGUGGCGGGAGAGAUUGUGGCGGGAGAGAUUGUGGCGGGAGAGAUUGUGGCGGGAGAGAUUGUGGCGGGAGAGAUUGUGGCGGGAGAGAGUGUGGCGGGAGAGAUUGUGGCGGGAGAGAUUGUGGCGGGAGAGAGUGUGGCGGGAGAGAUUGUGGCGGGAGAGAUUGUGGCGGGAGAGAUUGUGGAGGAAAGAGAUGUGGCAGUGCCAGCAGCGGAUGCUAGCGUCAGUGGCGAGAGCGCAUCAGAGAGUGCGGACGGGGAGAGUGUGGAUGGAGAGAGCGUGGGGGGAGAGAGUGUGGAGGGAGACAGUGUGGGGGGAGAGAGUGUGGAGGGAGAGAGUGCAGGUGGAGAGGAGAAUGUGGCAGUGCCAGCAGCGGAUGCAAGCGUCAGUGGCGAGAGCACAUCAGAGGCUGCUUCGAAGAACAUUGAAGCGUCAGAGUCUGCGCCACCUUCUUCCCACUCUAGCUCUGAUUCCGAAUCAGACUGGUCCGACUCCGAACCUGCGCCCAAGCCUGUGCCCAUCCGAGCCUGGCGGGCAGGCAUGGCGAGUACAACAGCAGAAGCACCGGCCCCUGUGCCUGCUCCCACUCCUGUUGUCCAAACUGCAGCGGUGGGGCGACUGCGGAGUGACUUCCUCAACCGCUUCCAGCAGCAGCAGCAAUCUGAGCAGCCCUCUGUGCCUCCUCUUGGGUCUCCACAGCAGCAGCAGCAGCAGCAGCGGCAGCAGCUGCAGCAGGUGGAGGGAGAGAAGGAGGGAGAGGAAGAGGGUACGGCGAUAAUGGAGGUGAAGGAAGGGGGUGUGUCAGCAGGAGAUGAUGAAGCUGCAGUGGCAAUGGCAGAGGCUGAACCUCCCACCACGGCCAUAACCAUCAAGCCACGUGCCCCAGAUUCCUGGAUGAGGCAGCAGACCCACUCGUCUGAUUCAGAGUCUGACUCUGACUGGUCCGAUUCCGAGCCUGCGCCCCAGCCUGUGCCGAUCCGAGCCUGGAGGCCAGGUGCGGGGAGUGCUGUGGCUGCAGUGGCAGCUGCACCUGCGCCUGCCACCUCUCCUGCUGCCCAAAGUGCAGUGGUGGGGCGACUGCGGAGUGACUUCCUCAACCGCUUCCAGCAGCAGCAGCAGGAGGAGGACCGUCCCUCUGUGCCUCCUCUUGGAUCUCCACAACAGCAGCAGCAGCAGCAGCAGCAGAUGGAGGGAGAAGGGAAGAGAGUGGGAGAGGGUACGACAAUAGUGGAGGUGAAGGACGGGGUUUUGUUAGCAGCGGAAGAUCAUGAGGGAGAGGAAGUGAUGGUGACAGUGAGUGAGGAGGACAAAGCGGUUAAGGAAGGGAGAGUGGAAGUGAGCGAGGAAGAGGGAAUGGAAGCAACAGAGGAAGAGGGAAUGGAAGCGAGAGAGGAAGAGGGAGAGGAAGUGGGUGCGAUCGAGAGAGUGGGGGGUAAGGAAGCAAGGAUGGACGAGCAAGAGAGGGUGGAAGAGGGUAAGGAAGAGAGGGUGGAAGAGGGUACGGAAGAGAGGGUGGAAGAGGAUAAGGAAGAGAGAGGGGAAGAGGAUAAGGAAGUGAGGGUGGAAGAGGAUAAGGAAGAGAGAGGGGAAGAGGAUAAGGAAGAGUUGGAAGAGGAUAAGGAAGAGAGAGGGGAAGAGGAUAAGGAAGAGGUGGAAGAGGGUAGGGACGAAAGAGUGGAAGAUGGUGAGCAGAGAGUCGAAGCGAAUAAGGAAGUGAGGAUGGAAGAGGAAGAGAGGGUGGAUGAGGGUGAGGCGGAGAGUGCAGAAGAGGCUGGGGAUGAGCGAGUGGAAAAGGGUAGUGAGGUGGAGGAAGCGAGUAAGGAGGAGAGAAUAGAAGAGGAAGCGAGAUUGGAAGAGGGUACGGAGGAGAGGAUAGAGAAGGAAGAGAUGCAGGAAGAGAUGCAGGAAGAGAUGCAGGAAGAGAUGCAGGAAGAGGGUAAGGAAGAACAAGAGGAAGAGGGUAAUGAAGAGGGUAAGGAAGAACAAGAGGAAGAGGGUAAUGAAGAGGGUAAGGAAGAACAAGAGGAAGAGGGUAAUGAAGAGGGUAAGGAAGAACAAGAGGAAGAGGGUAAUGAAGAGGGUAAGGAAGAGAUGAAGGAAAAAAGAGAGGAGGAGGCUAGGGAAGAAAUCAAGGGAGAUGGUAUCUUGGUUGUCUCUUCUCCACCCCCACUCGCCUCCCCCCAGCCUCCCACCCUCCUCUCUUCACCUCAAAUUCCCCCACCUCCCGUUACCAUCAAGCCCCGCGCUGCAGAAUCGUGGAUGAGGCGACCCAAUCAGGCUGACUCUGACUCAGCCUCGGACUCUGACUGGUCCGACUCCGAGCCUGCGCCCAAGCCUGUGCCCAUCCGAGCCUGGAGAGCAGGUGCGGGGAGUGGUGAGGUGGCAGUAGCACCUGUGCCUGCCGCCUCUCCUCCCUCACAAACUGCCCCCGUGGGGCGGCUGCGGGGUGACUUCCUCAACCGCUUCCAGCAGCAGCAGCAGCAGCAGCUGGACCGACCGUCUGUGCCACCCCUUAGGUCCCCACAGCCGCCGCAGCAGCAGCAGCAGCAGCAGCAGCAGCAGCAGGUUCUCACUGAUGCUCCUGCUCGACUUCUGACCACUACUGCUGGUGCAAUUGACUCUGAUAAGGCGGCUGCUGCUGCUGCUUCUGCUGCAGCUGAGGAUGAUGUUCCUGGUGGUUCCGGUGAUGUGGCUGGGGCAGCAGCAGAGGCAGGAGGAGCAGCAGUGUCGACAGGGGCAGAAACGGCAGCACUGGCGGCUGUUGCUAGGGAUGAGGUUGGACAGGGAGAGGGGGCUCAGGGGGUGGAGGAGGAAGAGGGUGGUGCGCAGUCAGGUGAAUUGUCAGGUGGAGAGGUGUUACGAGGCGACCUGGUUUCUGCUGACGUGGCAUCAGGCCCAUCCUCUCCCGUGCCUGCUGAUGUGGCAUCAGGUCCAUCCACUCCUGUGCCAGCUGACGUGUCAGCAGAUGCACCAUCUUUACCUGACCCGUCCACUCAUCCAGCAAUGGUUGACCCCUCCCCCCCCGCCCUCUCCUCCCCUCAGCCUCUUUCCUCCUUGCAGCCCCUCUCUUCCCCUCAGCCUUCCACUCCUUCUCACCGCACUGCACCUCCCGUUACCAUCAAGCCUCGCGCAGCAGACUCAUGGAUGAAGCGACCCAAUCAGGACUCCGACUCAGGCUCGGAUUCUGACUGGUCCGACUCCGAACCUGCGCCCAAACCUGUACCGAUCCGAGCCUGGGGGCCAGGCAUGGCAAGCGCAGCGGCAGCAGCAGCAGCAGCACCGGCCCCUGUGCCUGCCACCUCUCCUGCUGCCCAACCUGCAGCAGUGGGGCGACUGCGGAGUGACUUCCUCAACCGCUUCCAGCAGCAGCAGCAGCCGGAGCAACCCUCUGUGCCUCCUCUUAGGUCUCCACAGCAGCAGUUGGCUGUGUCUCCUCGUGCACAACCCGUCGGUGCUGCUGCUGCUUCUGCUGAUACAGCUGGCACUGCUGAUUCUGCUACUGCUGCCGUGGCAACUGAUAGCGCUUCUUCUGCUGAUGCCGUUUCCAGUGCAGCAGCCGUUGCGGGCGCAACAGCAGUGGCUGCUGCGGCUGUAGCUGCCGCUGCACCUGCUGUCAUGGAGCGCCGGGAACAGGGAGAGCUGGAUAGCGGAGAGGAGGGCAUUACCAAGGCAGAGGAGGAGGGAAGUGAUUCUGAAACUGACGGAGGUGACGAUUGUGGAAGCACGAGAGCACCUGUGGUUGCAGAAGGUCCGCUUGCUGAUGCUGUGGGGGAGUUGCCUGCUGGGGUGGCAUCAGAAGCAGGAGCUGACGUGGCAUCGGAAGCUCUUGCUGAGGUGGAGGAGCAAGAGAAUGAGGCACGGGUGGAAGAGAAGGAGGAGGACGAGGGAGGAGAAGGAGGAGAGGAGGAAAAUGAGGAGGAUGAGAAAGAAGAGGAAGAAGCGAAGGAAGCAACGGAGGAAGAAGAGGACAAUGAGGAGGCAGAGGGAGCGGAGGGUGGAGAGAAAGAGGAGGGUGCUGCAGGGGGAGAGGAGGGUGCAGAAAGGGAGGAGGCCGCGGAGGGGGAGGAGGGUGCAGAGGAAGAGGAGGAAGAGGAGGAAGGAGGGAGUGAGGCAGGAGAGGAAUCCACCGAGGAGGUGACUGUAGAAGUGACAGAAGAGUAUGAAGAGGUGACUGUAGAGGAAACGGAGGAGUAUGAAGAGGUGACAGUGGAAGUGAUAGAGGAAUAUGAGGAAGUGACUGUAGAAGUAGAGGAAACAGGAGAAUACGAGGAGGUGACUGUGGAAGUAGAGGAAACGGGAGAGUAUGAGGAGGUGACUGUGGAAGUAGAGGAAAUGGGAGAAUAUGAGGAAGUGACUGUAGAAGAAACGGGUGAAUAUGAGGAGGUGACUGUAGAAGAAACAGGAGAAUACGAGGAAGUGACUGUAGAGGUAACUGAGGAAUACACUGAAGAGGAAGUUACUGUAGAGGUUACAGAGGAAGUCACAGACGAGGAUAAAUCCGAGGAGCUAGCAGAGGAAGGAGCAGGAGCAGCAGGUGGAAAAGAGGGAGAAAGCGCAGAGGGACAAGAGGUGGAAGAGGAGCAACAGGAGGAAGAGCAGGAGGAGGAACAGGAGGAGCAGGAGCAGGAGGAGCAGGAGGAUGAGCACGAGGAGGAGUAUGAAGAAUAUGAGGAGCAGGAAGAGGAAGAAGAGGAAGAGGAGGAGGAGGCAAGCGAAAAAGAGAGCACAAACAGCAGCAGCAGGGAAAGCAGCCCGAGGAACAAGCCAGAGGAGAAGGAAGAAGAGGAGGAUGAGGAGGCGAAGAUAAAGCGGCAGGAGCAGGAGGAGCGGAACGCGGAGGAGCAGCGGACGCUGCGGCUGCGGGUGGCGAGCAUGAAGCGGUUCAAUGUGGUGCUGGGGGAGCUGCGCUUCCGCCAGGGCAUCCGUGAUGAGGGGGAGGGGGAAGGAGGCGGAGGUGGAGGCGGAGGGGGGAGUGAGGGGAGCGGGACGGGCGCGUGUGGGACAGGAGGUGGAGGUGCUGUGGGGCAAGCUGGGGGAGCAGGCGCAGGGGGUCCUGUUGCGCUUCCUGCCAUGGCUGCUGCUGCUGCUGCUGCUGCUGGUCGCCAGGCCAACCCUCACAGUCCGGGCAAGUGCUCAAGCAUGCUCUCGCUGGUGGCGUCACAGGGCCUGCACGUGCCGGCCAGUGCUGUGACUCGAGAGAUCAUGGGGCUAACAGGGGGGUUGCUGCGGUCACGCAUGUUGUCGCUGGUGGCGUCACAGGGCCUGCACGUGCCGGCCAGUGCAGUGACUCGCGAAAUCAUGGGGCUCACAGGGGGGAGUGUUGGGCUGGGAAGCCGGAGCAUGGUGGUUCGGGAUAGCAUGGGGCGUGCGGGAGGGGGUGGUGCUAACCUGGGAAUGAGUCGGAGUAUGGUGAAGGAGAGAAAGCGGCCUUCGCUGCUGGAUAGUAGUGGUAGUGAGGAGGAAGAGGAAGAGGAGGAAGAGGAGGAAGAGGAAGAAGAGGAGGAAGAGGAGGUGGAGGAGGAGGGAGAGGAAGAGGAUGAUAAUGAUGAGGAGGGUGAGGGUGGAGCAGAGGAAGGGGAGGGAGAAGAGGAGGAAGAGGAAGAAGAGGAGGGGGAGGAGGAAGAGUAUGGAGAGGCGGAGGAGGAGGAGAAAGCAGGGGAAGAGGGGGGAGACGAGGAAGAGGAGGAGGAGGAGGAGGAGGAGGAUGGAUUGGAGCAAAAAGAGAAUGAGGAUGAGGAGGAGGAGAAGAAUGAGGCGGAGAAUGAGGAGAACACGGAGGAGAAGGAGAAGGAGGAGAACGAGGAGAACGAGGAGCAGGAGGACUUAGAGCACGAAGAUAUAGAGGUUGGGGGCGAGGAGACUUGGAAGAUGGAGGAGGCAGAGGAGGGUCUAGCUGAGGCAGGAGGAGGAGCGGAUGAGGAAGCAGGCAGUGAUGCUGCCAAAGACCCCCUGCUGCUGAAUGUGUCUGAGGGUGAGGGGCGUGUCAAGGCCCUUGCUGCUGCUAUGCUGUCGCCUACUGCUGCUGCUGCUGCUGCUGCUAUGCUGUCGCCUACUGCUGCUGCUGCUGCUGCUGCUGCUGAUACCACCACUGCAUCCCCUAAAGAGGCGGUGGCGUUAGGUGUUGCUGGGGGGCGUGUGAAGGCCCUUGCUGCUGUGGUGGCGUCUGCUGCUGCUGAUACCACCAGUGCACCCUCUAACAAGGCUGCGACUGUAGACGUUUCUGCUGGGAGGUUGAAAGCGCUGGCUGCUGUGGUGGCUUCUUCUGCUCCUGAUGACGCCACCAGUGCACCCUCUAAGGAACCGGCGACUCUGAAUGUUGCAGAGGGGCGUGUAAAGGCUCUUGCUGCUGUGGUGGCGUCUGCAACUCCUGACACCACAGCUGCAGCCCCUAAAGAGGCAGCAACUAUAAAUGUUCCUCGCGGGCAUGUGAAAGCUCUUGCUGCCGUGGUUGCGUCAACUGCUGCUCCUGCUGACGCCACCAGUUCAUCCCCCAAAGAGGCGGCGGCUGUAGAUAUCGCUGGCGGGCAUGUGAAAGCUCUGGCUGCUGUGGUGGCGUCUGUGGGUGCUGCUGGCGCCACCAGUGCACCCUCUAACGAGUCAGCGGGUCUAGAUGUUGCUGGGGGGCGUGUGAAGGCUCUUGCUGCCUCUGUGGCUGCUCCUGUUGCUGAUGAUACCACCAGUGCAUCCUCUAAAGAGUCACCGGGUCUAGAUAUUGCUGGGGGGCGUGUGAAGGCGCUGGCUGCUGCGGUGGCAUCCACUGCUGCUGCUGACGCCACCAGUGCACCCCCUAAAGAGGUGGUGGUGACUGGAGACGUUGCUGAGGGACGGGUGAAGGCUCUUGCUGCCUCUGUGGCUGCUCCUGCUGCUGCUGAUACCACCAGUGCACCCCUUGAAGAGGCAGCGGCUCUAGAUGUUGCAGAGGGACGGGUGAAGGCUCUUGCUGCUGUGGUGGCUUCUGUGGCAGCUGCUGACUCUGUCAGUGCAACGCCUAAAGGUGUGGCGAAUCCUGAUGUUGCAGAGGGGCUUGUGAAGGCUCUUGCUGCUGUGGUGGCUUCUGUGGCAGCUGCUGACUCUGUCAGUGCAACGCCUAAAGGUGUGGCGAAUCCUGAUGUUGCAGAGGGGCGUGUGAAGGCUCUUGCUGCUGUGGUGGCUUCUGUGGCAGCUGCUGACUCUGUCAGUGCAACGCCUAAAGGUGUGGCGAAUCCUGAUGUUGCAGAGGGGCGUGUGAAGGCUCUUGCUGCUCUGGCUGCCUCUGCUGCUGCAAACAACAGUGCUGAAAGCACCGGCGGUGCUUCAAAGGACUUGGCCUCUCUGGAGGUUGGAGAGGGGCGGGUGAGAGAGCUUGCUGCGCUUGCUGCCUCUGCUGCUGCCAAUAACAGUGCUGAAACUGCUGACAGUGCUCCAAAGGACUCCUCUCUGGACGCUGGUAAGGGCCGUGUGAAGGCUCUGGCUGCUCUUGCUUCCACUGGUGCUGACUGCAGUUCUGAAACCGUUGGCAAUACUCCAAAGAACUUGGCCUCUUCCGAGGUUGCAGAGGGGCGGGUGAAGGCUCUGGCUGCUCUUGCUGCCUCUGCUGCUGCUGUGGCGACAGCUGCAAGCUCUGCUGCUCCUCUCCAGUCCUCCCAGUCUUCUCCCCCAGCCAGCUCCUCUGAUUCGUCCCUCCCAGGCACCUACCUCCCCUCCACCACCGCUGCUGCUGCUACCUCUGGUAACAAUGUUAGUCAAGGCCAAUCUAAUAGCAAUGGUGAACCCACCACGCUGUACGGCAAUGACAAGAGCAUCCAGCAGCAGCAGCAGCGGCAGCAGCAGCAUUUGCACUACCCUGCUCCCUCCCCCCGUCUCAUCCACCGCCCCUACUCCCCGUCACCGCGCUCCAUCCCUCACUCCCCAUCCGCCCAUCUCCCCUGCUACACACGCUGCCCCUCCACCCAUCUCGUGAGUCCCAUUCGCCCCCGUGGAAGCUUCAGCCCCAGCAGGUUCCGAGCCUUUGAUGCUGCAGCAGUGGCAGCAGCAGCACUAGCAGGAGUUUCCCCUCAGCGCCGCCGCUCCCCUUCGCCGAACCUCCCACGUUAUUCCGCCUCUCCGGGGGCUUAUCCUAGCGGCUUUCCCAUCCGAACCUCGUCUGUGAGCCCGAGCCAGUCGCCCAUGGCCCGAGGCCUGCCUCCACGGUUGCCGCCGAGGUUCGGCAGCAGCGUGAGGUUCGGUGGGGGUGUGAGGGACCUGAGGUUUGGCGAGUUCCGUGAUUCGUUGAGAGAUUCGGAUUUCCGCGAGGGGGCGGGGAGGAGAGGUGCUGGCAUGGGGGAGGUAGGGGGAGGAGGAGCAGGAGGGGUUGGGGGUUUGGGGAAUGGCGGAGGGAGUGGGGGAUACAGCAAAUCUCGGUCGUUGGAUCGACAGAUAAGAGUGGGAUCACCAGGAGGGAUGGUGGGAGGUGCGGGGGAAGUGCUUAUAAUGAAGGGCAGUGGGGACAUAGAUGGAGAAGGGCACGAGGAGGAAAUGCUGGGGGAUGAUGCAGACAGCGAGGAGGAGAGAGAGGAGGAAGAUGAAGGGGAGGAUGAGGACGAUGCGGAGGAGGGAGAGGAGGAGCGAGAGGAGGAGGGUCCAGCGAGUGAGGGCAUGCAGACAGGAUGGCCAGCAGCUGCAACAGUGCCUUCAAGCGAGGCCAGCGGCAGUGGCGACAGCAACAGCGUUACUGCUACCAGCAAUGGUGGCAGCAGCAUGGGCAAGACAUGGAAGGACAUUCUGCUCUCUGUGAAAGCAGUGACUCAGCCCGGAGCAGCUGCUCCCGGUUUGAAUGCAGGGAGGCAAGAGGGUGCAGGCGCUGCUGCCCUGGUGGCUGUAGCGGCGGAGGUUGUAGCGGGAAUGCACGGAGGCAGGGAGGGAGGGGUGGGUGAUGUGGCUGGGGUGUUGGGGAAUGGAGCAUUGGUGUUUGGUGCAGUUGAUGUGGCGGGGGGGACGGCAGGGAAGUCGGUGGGGGCGAUUGGAGAAAUGCAUGGGGAGGCGUGCCGGCAGGAGGGAUGGAAGAGGGCGAGAAGCGUUGCAACUGGGGUAAUGGCGACUGGUGGGGUGAUGGCAGGUGGGCAGCAGCAUUCGAUAUACAGAGGGAUAGCAGAGGGAGAAGAGGAGGGAGGGAUGGAGAACGAAGAGGAGGCUAGGAGCAGGGACGGACCAGCUGUGGUAGAAGGGAAAGUUGUUGGGGGGGUUGGAGCAGAAAAAGAGGCAGCAGAGGCAGAGGUUGCAGCUGCAAACAGCAACACGGGUGCAGAGGCGAGAGGGAGGGUGGAGGAGUGGGGGGAGCAGAGUCCCAUUAGGGAGCUGCUGGGGGCGUUGGAGUCUCCCACCAGAUGGGCUCACCUGUGUGCCAAGAUGGAGCAGCAGAGGCAGCUGUAUGAAGCCCUUGAUGACUCAAGAGCCACCCAGCUAUCAGAUCUGCCAGACGAGUUCAUCGUCCAGAUCCUCUCUCGACUCACCGACCCGCUCGACUGGGCGGCGUGUCUCGGCCUAUCCCGGCGCUUCGCUGCCCUCUCCUGCCUCGCGCUGCAAGCGCUCUACCUCCUUCCGAACCGCCUGCUCCCCAAGCCUCUGCUGGCUCGGUACCUAGCCUGUUACCCGAACCUGACAUUGCUGUACCUGCCCUGGAAUAGCCUGGAGGUUGAAGGGGACGAUGUUUUCGAGAUGAUUGCUUCAUCCAGAUUGGAGCUGCAGGCUCUGCACAUUGAUGUCUUCCCUGGUUACAAUGAGCGCACCUCUGCAAGAACACCAGCAGGCCUCACCACCCUCUUCACCUCCCUCCCCUCUCUCCGCUCUCUCUCGCUCUGCACCGGCCGAUUCAUACGCUCCCUCCCGGCCUCCAUCGCCCGCCUCUCGCUCUUAGAGGAGCUGCUUAUAAUGAAUCAGUCUUCGAAGCUCGGUUUGCGUUCUCUUCCACCUGCCCUCAGUCAGCUUUCGAAUCUUCGCCGCCUCGUGCUGGACUCCUGCUUGCAGCUCCCUACGCUGCCCGAGGAAAUUGGGCAGCUGACUGGAUUGGAGGAGCUGGAGCUGCUGAGUCUGGAUUGUCUACGCCAGCUGCCCGAAACUAUCGGGCAGCUUAAGCGCCUGAAGUGGUUCAAGAUGUGCUGGUGCAUGUCAGUUCGCAGCCUGCCCGAGAGCAUCGGGCAGCUGAAAGAAUUGGAGGAGAUGGUGAUCAACAUGGCAGCAAGUGAAACUUGGCUGGGCAGCCUAAAAGAGCUUCCUCAAUCUUUCGGUCAGCUCUGCUCCCUGCGGUUCCUGAAGAUUGUCGGCUGCCCGUUGAUGCUGGAUCCGCCCGAAUCUUUAGGGCAGCUUUAUCAGCUAGAAGAAUUUGUCUUCGACAACAAGGGCUUUGCAGAGGAGUCCGAAGCUUGCGGACUUUUAUCCCUGCCCAACUCCUUCGGGCAGCUGACAAGUCUAGUGCGAUUGGAGCUCCGCAACUGCUUCGCCCUCACCUCCCUGCCCGAAUCUCUGGGGCAGCUUCCGUACCUCUACUCGCUGAAGCUCAUUGGCUGCUAUUCUCUCGCCACGUUGCCCGAAUCUCUGGGCAGCUCGGGCAGCCUCCAGCUGCUUCUUGUGGAUAACAAGGUGGAUGAUGAUGAGGAUGAGGAGGAUGAGGAUGGGGAGGAGGGUGAGGAGGAGGAUGGGGAGGAGGAUGGGAUGAGCAUAGUGAGCCAUUCAACGGCCUUGGACAUGCAUAUGAGCAUGAACGGCACUGACGACACCGCUGCCAGCGACGAUGGCGCAAGCACCGGCAGAAACGGGGACGAAGAAAAUCACAAUAGUUAUGGUCAUGACAAUGUUGACGAUGAUGAGGAGGAUGAGGAUGAUGAUGGUCCGAGUGGUCUGCUCGCCCUGCCGGCAUCCAUGGGCAUCACCCCAUCAGCCAUGUGCAAUCUGCGCCAGCUGGUCCUACGAGCCAACGUCUCCCUCACCGCCCUCCCGCCCGCCUUCUUCUCUCUCCGCCUCCUCGAAAGCCUCGUCCUUGACUUCACCGAGACCAGAAACCGGGAGUCAUUCUCAGACCUGCCAGUGAAUUCUCCCAGCCGCCUGGGCUCCCGAUCAGCGUCUCAGGCAUCGCUCUCUGGUCUCGCUGCAGGGAGCAGCGCAGUUGGUAUGGGCACAGGCAGCGAUGCGGUUACCACAGAGACAGGCGGUGGGAUAAACUCUUCCCUCAUGCUGAUUCUGCCGGCUGACUUGCCACCCACACCGGAGAAGAAAACCAAGCCUGCCGGGAUAGCUGAGCUUCCAGAGGAGAUUUCCCAGCUGGUUAGUCUUCGGCGGUUGGAUCUGAUUGGCUGCUCGAAGCUUUCCAAGCUGCCCGAGUCUCUGGGCAGCCUUCAGUUUCUGCAGAGGCUGGUGGUGGCGUUCUGUCCAGCCAUUCAGGCUCUCCCGGCUGGCGUCGGGCAGCUGAAAUUCCUCCAGACUUUUGUUGUCCAGAACUGCCCGAAUCUGCUGUACCUGCCCGACUCAUUGACAGCAUUGGCUGGGCUGCCCGAGCUGUGCAUAGAUGAGAAAUCUGUGGGUGUGAAGAUUCCAGAGCAUUUGUUGAGGCUGCCUGGGUUCCGCCGUGACAGCUGUUUCUUUGAAGACCGGCUCUUCAUUGACCUGAUUGAGUAG